CCCUUCAGAAGCACGACAGUAACCUGCAACAAGCGCCACACUGAUCCAGAGGUAGAAACAGGGAGAGGAAAGUAGACCUGGACCGCAAUGGGGACUAACUGAACCGCAGGCGCUGCUAGAAAGACUCAGUUUAUUGUGCGCGCGUGCUGCUGGCUUUAGCCCCGUUUGAAGCUGCUAACCGACGGAGACGGUGGAGGUUACCCCACCUGAAUACCUGCAGGGUUUCACUCCUACAUUAGAGGGAGGGGAAACGGAGACCUCCACACGGGACAGGAGAAAGUUUCUGAAAAGCUUAGCGCCACCUUAGCGGCUCAACAAUGUGGCUGACCCCGGCUACGUCCGUCUCUUCGUCGGUUGCCCUGCUAAUCCUGCUGGCGGUCCGCUGGUCCCACAGCGUUUUAAUCUCUCCUAAUGAGGCGAACCAGUUUUUGAGAAGACACAAGCGAGCAAAUCAAGUUUUUGAGGAGACGAAACAAGGACACUUGGAGAGGGAGUGUGUGGAAGAAAUGUGCAGCAAGGAGGAGGCUAGAGAAGUGUUUGAAAACGACCCAGAGACGGACUACUUCUAUCCCAAGUAUAUUGCCUGCGUGGAGAAAUUUGGGAAUUCUGAAAAGAAAAAGCAGGAUCUGGUCACAUGUGUGCAUAUGAUUCCAGACCAGUGUUCUCCUUCUCCUUGUGAUGCCAGAGGUACGGUGCGCUGCGAGGACAAAAAAGGCGACUUCCAUUGUCACUGCUUUACAGGCUGGACAGGAGCCAGUUGUGAUAAAGAUGUGGACGAGUGCACCAAAAACAAUGGAGGUUGUGAGCAUGUGUGUAACAACACGGUAGGGAGUUACCGCUGCUCGUGUCACGAGGGCUUCAUGCUGGUGGGUCGCCACAUGUGUAACGAUAUCAAUGAGUGUGAGGAUUCAAGCGUGUGUGGGACAGCUCUGUGCCAGAAUAACGAGGGCGGCUAUGAUUGCUUGUGCGAGGAAGGCUACGUCUACGACAACCAAAGCAAAAGCUGUGUUGAUGUGGACGAAUGCCUUUCUGGCGUUUGUGAGGAGGAGUGUUUGAACAUUCCCGGGAGUUUCCGCUGCUUCUGUGAUGGUCGUCAGGGCAGGAAGCUGGGACAGGAUCAGAGGAGCUGUAAGCCUCUAACAGCGUGUAUGUCGCCCUCCAUGAAGAGGAAUCCUCGUUCUCUUUAUUUGGGUCGCAUGUUUAGCGCCGUGCCCGUUGUGAGACUGCGUUUCCGCCGUAUGGUUCACACAGGUUUCUCUGCAGAGUUUGACUUCCGUACAUAUGACAGUGAGGGGGUGAUCUUCUUCGCAGGAGGGCAUCUCAAUAGCUCCUGGAUUGUGCUUGCAAUGCAUCAAGGGAAGCUGGAGCUGCAGCUCAAGUACGGUGCCGUCAGUAGAGUCACCAGCAGUGGGCCAAUGGUCAAUGACGGCCAGUGGAGAAAGAUCUCAGUGGAGGAGCAGGGACGAAGCCUUGUGAUAAAGAUUGACAGGGAGGCUGUGAUGAAGAUCGCUGUAAACGGUGACCUGUUUACUCUGAAGAAAGGCAUACAUGAACUUAACCUCACUGUUGGAGGAGUUCCUUUCCGACAGGAUGGCCUCGUCAAUCAGAUAAAUCCCCGCCUGGACGGCUGUAUGAAAGAGUGGCGCUGGCUGACGGGGGAAGACACCUCAAUCCAAGAAACCAUUCGAUUUAAUGACAACAUGCAGUGUUUCAGCUCUGAGGUUCCUGGAGCGUACUACCCUGGAAGGGGCUUUGCUCUCUUCAACAUCAGCUAUGGUCCAGAAACAAAGAACCUGAGCAUCCAGAUGACGUUACGCCCACUUUCUGCUAUCGGAGUGCUGUUUGCUCUGGUACACCAAGACCAAGUCCCUCUCUCCAUCGCUCUGUCUGACUAUAACCCCACCACAGAGGAGUGGAGAGAUUUCAUCCUGGUUUCUGCAGGCACUGUUGUUAUUGCCAGCUCUCCUGCACUGCUGUGUGACGGGGAGAGUCACAACAUCCAGGUGACCAUCUCUGGCAACCAGACUCUUCUUCUGGUUGACGGCAAGCCUGGACGAAGCGAGGAGGCAGAUUUCACUACAGAUGUCUUCUCACAUUCAAGCACAUUUAUAGGAGGUCUCCCAGAUGUUUCCUUGGUGUCCACGCUUGUGUCGGCUCCCUACAACGGCUGCAUGGAAGUAGCUGUGAACGAUCAACCUCUAGAUCUGGACACGGCCAUUCACAAACACAACGACAUCCGUUCUCACUCCUGUCCCCUGCUGAACUCUCAGCUGUAACCAAAACCAGUCUACGAGCAGGUCUUUGACUUGAUGGGGGAACAUGUCCACUGAAAAUCCUGUAACAUUGGGUGAUACGGUAGCUUCAAUUGAAACUACUUUUUUUUCCCAUAAUUUGGCAAAAAGGCUUGAUAGAGGCAUCUGCUUAGGUUUCCACAAGUUUUACAUUUCUGUGAGAGAAAAGCCAGAUGGAAAAUGAGCAUCAGAUCCCCUGUACCCAACAGGAAUCAAGAUAUAUUUUAUAUUUUAUAUCUGAUGCUAAUGUAUUACAGGUUUGUAAUGAUUUUCAGAGUACUGUUAAAUGGUUACUUUAUCUGAUCGCUAAAACAUAGAUUUCUCUUGAAGUCGAAGGCACUUCUAAUGCUUGGAUAAAAUAAGUGUUAACAAAUGCUUAACAAGAUGGACCCAAUUACACACUGCUCAGACAAACCCAUCAUCUGGUGCUUUAACAGCUCUGAGCAUUCGGUGCAUAAAAACACUCUGAUUGUGAACCUAAAAAACAUAUUUGCCCUUAAAAUGCUGAAUCUCCUCUUGAGCCACAGCAUCAAGACACAGCGUUGUGUUUUGUUGAUGACCUUGCACAUAGUUACAGGUAGAAAUGGACUGCAGCAUAACGUUGUUUUUUUUAUUAUUAUUUACUCUCAAUUAGAAUAGCACUUCAUGUCUGCCUGCAACCUUAAAAAUCAACCAUGUGCCUAGAAAAUAACAGCCAACCCAAACCUGUCAACAGCUCCCCUCUGAUCAGGUGAACCGUUUUGCAACCGUGCAGUACUGUAACCCCCUCCAGAUGAAACCAAUGUCCGCAUUGUCCCGGUGGGUUCAUUGUUGAACCUAAAUCCCCGAUUCCAUCACAAAUCCUCUUCUUUUCCCAGGAGUCACAGUUUAAAACCUGUCAUAUAGCAAACCGACAUCCACAGAUUUAGCCACUAGAAGCACACGGAGAGCGGAAGGGGCACCGAGCACUAGAUCAACCCGACCACACAAGCUACUGAGAACAAGAAGAGCGGCUGUAUUAUACUGUGUGUAAAUAAUGUUACUGUAAAAUGCUUUAGAAAUGACAGAAAUCUAACACUACCUUCUGCUGCAAUAUUUGAUUGUUUCAACAAAAAAUAAAACAUUACAAUAGGCCUUUGCAGCGCUUCGCUGCUCUGGUCUAAUUAAAGCCUCUCGACCUCUGCAUCUGAGAAAAGUUUUAGCAAUAAGUUGGGCUGCUUGACACAGAAACUGAGAGGUGGGAAGAGCAAUAGCCUGGAAUCAAAGUAGCUUCAGUCUGUAGGAGCUGAUUUUAAUUUAUCGGUGCUGAGCAAAUCUAAACACUUCAAAACUGAGAAUGUCUAAGGAGCAUUUUUUGACUUGAAACGCCAAAAGGGCUCCAGUGUUCUUUUACAUCCUCGUCAUUUCAAAGUUUUAUUAUGAAUGAAUGCAGGAGUAUUAAGUUCAACCUUUUAUUGUAUUAUUUUUUUUUAUCAUGUGUUGUAUCUUAAACUAUUCCCUUAUUUGUAUUUUUCACCUUAAACUGCCAGUAUGUGUACAAUGCUGCAAGAUGUCUGCCUUUUGAGUUUUAACUUCCCUUAAACCUAUUUAAAAAUAAAAUCCACUGUAUGAACAUUAUAUUAAAGAGUAAAAUUGUAUUUUCAAAAAAA
Messenger RNA from Cyprinodon tularosa, 3919 nucleotides. It is a transcript of the gene gas6, whose product is annotated as growth arrest-specific 6. Gene Ontology annotation, cellular component: extracellular region. The transcript is spliced from 15 exons. The record is from RefSeq and is a predicted model, not a curated record. Bases 318 to 2276 code for a protein of 652 amino acids. NCBI's taxonomy places the organism in Eukaryota, Metazoa, Chordata, Actinopteri, Cyprinodontiformes, Cyprinodontidae. Gene Ontology annotation, molecular function: calcium ion binding.